Messenger RNA from Trematomus bernacchii (emerald rockcod), 2490 nucleotides. RefSeq names its product cytochrome P450 1A1 (gene cyp1a). The transcript is spliced from 7 exons. Bases 192 to 1754 code for a protein of 520 amino acids. Gene Ontology annotation, molecular function: steroid 17-alpha-monooxygenase activity; heme binding; iron ion binding. NCBI's taxonomy places the organism in Eukaryota, Metazoa, Chordata, Actinopteri, Perciformes, Nototheniidae. The record is from RefSeq and is a predicted model, not a curated record. Gene Ontology annotation, biological process: hormone biosynthetic process; progesterone metabolic process.
UAAAGCACGAGCCCAUGCCUCUGUUUUGGGAUAUGAAGAGAGUAAACUCGGACUGAACUCUUCUAAAAGAUAUUUUCCUUUACAAUCUUGACAAGUCUUCCUCGGAUCCGAGAGUUGUUCCGCUGUUCCCGCUUCACUAAGGUUGUGCAGACGCCAGAAGAAACAAAGAAAGAAAAUAGAGAGUCUUCAUCAUGGUGCUAAUGAAUCUCCCAGUAAUUGGAGCGGUGUCUGUUUCUGAGAGUCUGGUUGCCAUGGUGACGAUAUGUCUGGCCUACUUGAUCCUCAAAUGUUUCAACGACAAGAUCCCCGAGGGUCUUCGUCGUCUUCCCGGCCCAAAACCUCUACCGAUAAUCGGGAAUGUUCUGGAAGUGGGAAGCCGACCUUAUCUGAGUCUCACGGCCAUGAGCAAACGCUACGGAGACGUGUUCCAGAUCCAGAUCGGGAUGCGACCCGUCGUCGUUCUGAGUGGAAGCGACACCAUUCGCCAGGCUCUCAUCAAACAAGGGGAUGAUUUCGCUGGAAGACCAGAUUUGCCCAGCUUCCGGCUCAUAAACGACGGAAAGAGUCUUGCGUUCAGUACGGAUCAAGCUGGAGUUUGGCGUGCCCGAAGGAAACUAGCGUACAGUGCUCUGAGAUCUUUCUCCACGCUUGAAGGAACGACCCCAGAGUACUCGUGCAUGCUGGAGGAACACAUCUGCAAAGAGGGCGAGCAUCUGAUCAAACAGCUGAACACCGUCAUGCAGGCGGACGGCCGCUUCGAUCCUUUCCGACACAUCGUAGUUUCCGUCGCCAACGUGAUCUGCGGGAUGUGCUUCGGACGGAGAUACAACCACGACGACGAUGAGCUGCUGAGUUUGGUGAACCUCAGCGAUGAGUUCGGACGGGUGGUGGGCAGCGGAAACCCCGGGGACUUUAUCCCCGCUCUGAGGUUCCUGCCGAGCACCACGAUGAAGAAUUUCAUGAGGAUCAACGCCCGAUUCAACGCGUUCAUUCAGAAGAUCGUCACCGAGCAUUACACCACUUACGACAAGGAUAACAUUCGUGACAUCACAGACUCCCUCAUCGAUCACUGCGAGGACAGGAAGCUGGACGAGAACUCAAACAUCCAGAUGUCAGACGAGAAGAUCGUAGGAAUCGUUAACGACCUGUUUGGAGCCGGUUUUGAUACCAUCUCCACGGCUCUGUCCUGGUCCGUGAUGUACCUGGUGGCUUACCCCGAGAUACAGGAGAGGCUGUAUCAAGAGCUGAAGGACAAAGUGGGUCUGGAUCGCACCCCUGUUCUCUCCGACAGACCCCACCUUCCCUUUCUGGAGGCUUUCAUCCUGGAGAUUUUCCGCCAUUCUUCCUUCCUGCCGUUCACCAUCCCUCACUGCACCACUAAAGACACGUCUCUGAAUGGAUACUACAUUCCCAAAGACACUUGUGUGUUUAUCAAUCAGUGGCAGAUCAAUCAAGACCCUGAGCUGUGGAAAGACCCGUCUUCCUUCGUUCCGGAUCGUUUCCUGUCCUCUGACGGCAGCGAGGUGAACAAGCAGGAAGGAGAGAAAGUGAUGGUGUUCGGCAUGGGGAAGAGGCGCUGCAUCGGAGAGGUCAUCGCCAGAAACGAAGUGUACCUCUUCUUGGCGAUCAUCGUCCAGAAACUGCACUUCCACGCCAUGCCGGGGCAAACGCCGGACAUGACCCCCGAAUACGGACUCACCAUGAAACACAAACGCUGCCACCUGAGGGCCACGAUGAGGACGAACGAGGAGUGAAGAUACUCAUAUCUGUGCAAUUUACGACUCAAUUGAAGUGGACUCAAACACUGCAAAGGGUCAGAGCAGCAGGCAUGGAGAGAAGAGGCGUUCUCAGAAUGUACUAGAUGUUUCAUCUACAGAGCUAAUGGCAUUAAAGUGAAAUGUGCUUUUUGCAGAUUGUCAGAGAUGAACAUAUCAUGUUUUUGGUUCCUGCACAUUGUUGGUGCCUCGAAGAAGAAUAAGGAGCUGCGUGGAUGUGCUGUGCAUUAAAUAAACUGCAUUAUUAAGAAGUUGUGAACCUCUGCUUAGUUUGGGACGAGCAGGUUUUACUGAGGCAUUAUCAUGUAGGCGGUUGCAACCUAAAUUCUUUCCUUCUCUCACAGGACUCUGAACUGAAAUGAUAGAACCUUGUGAUACCAUUUAAACGUGUAAGCUAAUUAUUUCCCAUUAUAAUGUGGAUUUAAGACACUGAAGCUAUAUCUGUAUCCCAAAAUGUGAUUAUUUGUGUGUAUAUCAAGCUAUUUGUAUUUUUUUUUAAAGACAUUUUUAUAUGCCUAGCGUUUGUAUAUUUUUGAGGUGAGAAAAGUUUUCGCUCUGCAUCUUUAAGAAAGCCAAAAGAGUUCUUUUGGAAUAUAUCAGUAGACCGUUUUUUGUAUUUGUAUCUCUAAUGCAUCGAUGAUUGUAUCACAUGUAAGGGCAUUGGAUCGGAGCAUCCUUUAAUCAGCCACGCAAAUAAAAUAUGUUGUAAGAAUGA